GAGAAGGAUGUUUCUGUCUCUUCCUGUGUUGACUGUCCUUAUUCCGUUGGUCUCGUUAGCAGGGCUGUUGUACUCGGCCUCUGUGGAAGAAAACUUCCCACAGGGCUGCACUAGCACAACCAGCCUGUGCUUUUACAGCCUGCUCUUGCCGAUCACCGUACCCGUUUAUGUGUUCUUCCACCUUUGGACCUGGAUGGGUAUUAAACUCUUCAGGCAUAAUUAAUACAACCAGAGCCAAGAUGGUAUAUCCUAAUGACAUGCUUGAGUGUCUGCCUCUGAAAGCUCAACUACAUGGAAAUACUGGACACCCACUUAAUGUGCAAGAAGGAUGCUUUGCCUAGCUUCUGUCAGAGGUUUAGGACUAGGGGAGGCUUAAGCUGCAGAGGCUUCUUUACUGUACUCUGGUUCUGCCCUUGUUGUUUGAAGGUUCUCAUUUAUACCUGAGGUAUCAGGAGAAACAUUUCAACAAAGUGUCUUGUUGGAAAUUAACAGCCCCAGCCAUCAUCUCAUGACUUUAUUUCUUAUCCCAUUCAGGAUUAAAAGUUACUAAUUUGAAAUCUUAUAUGCUUAUUUUACAUUCAGAGUCUGGUAAAGUCACAUGUUAAGGAUGACUGAAAUAAUUCCAGAGGCGCUCUGUUGGAGUAGCUGUAGAGAAAUGCAUUUGAACUAAUGUGGUAUAAAACUGUAAUAAAAUGGAAACUUCA
Messenger RNA from Mesoplodon densirostris (Blainville's beaked whale), 704 nucleotides. RefSeq names its product phosphatidylinositol glycan anchor biosynthesis class Y (gene PIGY). The record is from RefSeq and is a predicted model, not a curated record. The coding region runs from base 8 to 223 and encodes 71 amino acids. NCBI's taxonomy places the organism in Eukaryota, Metazoa, Chordata, Mammalia, Artiodactyla, Ziphiidae. The transcript has a single exon.